AUGGCCACGGCAUGCAUAAUCCUCGACUCGGACGGUGAUGACGAAAUGGAUUGCGGCUCGCGGGAGGGUGGAUUGUGCCAAGCAAGUGAGGAACCAAGCAGCCAGCCCUCUACUGCUCCAGCGCGAGACGGUUCGCGCAACGGCUGUGCGGUGGCGGUUGUCGAUUUAUGCAGUGAUGGCGAAGAAAUAAAUGAUUGCGAAGACCUCCACGUGGAGGGCCCGCCGUCAAAACGCCGUCAAGAAUCGUCACUAGAAAGUGAACGUCUCGCCAAGGAAACGGUGAUGAGUUCAACUCCGGCUGAUGCACCCCGGCGAACAAGUGAAUACAGUGCAAGGAGCAGCACCCCUGAAUGUGAGGUGCGACGCGGUAGCCUAUGGGACAGCGACGAUGAGGACCUUCCACCGCUGUGGGCCCGGCUGCAGGCACGGCAGGAGCUGCAACCCGCCAGCAACAGCCCACCAAGGAUGAAGGUGAGCCCACUGCGUAUGAGGACGAGCUCACAGGACAUGAAAACUGGUUCACAUAAUGGGACGAUACGCCAACAAGAUAAGAAGACAACUCUGCCGAACGGGAUAGCAAGCCCCCUGAAACGAAAUGCUGUGCACAGAAUUUCGGACAGCGAAAACGAAGACGAGCUUCCAGAUCUGGGACACGUCAUUGGUGCUUGUGCAGGGGCGAGGGAGAAUGGCCGUCUUCUGAGCUCGAGCAGCCCGCCUGCUGCAACAGUGCCAUCAUCCGGCACUGUUACAGGUGUGGACGAAGGGACGGUGGCGGCACUGGCGUAUACGCAACUGAAGGCCAAGCGCGUACGCAUCACUCCCGAAGAGCGCGAGGCCCGCCGUGUCGCGAAGGAGCUCGAGAAGCAGCGCAAGGCCAUGGCCAUCGAAAUUGGGCGCGCCUCUAAGCCUGGGCACUGCAUGAAGUAUGUGACAGUGGUGUUGGACUCCCGGCUAAUGGACGACGAGGCCUCGCUCCAGCUGAUGUGCGAGACGCUAGAGCAGGCAGAAAUCCGAGCUGAAAUCCAGACACUACCUGUAGAGCGUGCCGUCUGUUGGAAGCGCACUGCACUGUCUCUAAAUGAGGAUGACUGCGUGCUGUCCAGGGAUCAGGUGGAAGAAAGGGACGUAAUGGUGGUGCUUCCCUGGGACCAAUUUUUGCACCUGGUCGCUUCCCAGAGGCAGGACUCGUCAGUGAGGACACAGACAUCUCUCAGCGAGCACAUGAUGAGCAUCAACGAAGUCUAUCCCAACAGGCAGCUCACCUAUGUCGUCUACGGGCUGGAGAAGUACUUCAAGCAGCAGAAGAGUCGAGCCAACGCAGAAUACCGAGCCCUGGUGUUGGGCUCGCAGCCGGCAGUUCGCAGGCGCAAGCCAGGUGUGUACGACGGAGUGCCCCUGUCCCGCAAGGACAUCCAGGAGACGCUAGUGCCACUGCAGCUAGACAGUGGCAUCACCGUGGCAACAAAGGAGAGCAUAGAGGAGCUAACCGAAUACCUAGCCAUGUUCACCCGUGCACUGGCCGAGCGGCCACACAGGGAGGCCAAGCAGAGCCGUCCACUGCAACACCUGGCGCCUGGCUCACUCUCCAAGCACGACAGCCUCAGGCGCACCUGGCAGGCACAGCUGGAGCAGUUUGCCAGCGUCAGUAGGGACGUGGCCGAGGCCAUCGUGUGCGAGUAUCCAGCACCAAAGCUCCUCCUGCAGGCAUACCAAGAGUGCAAGGAGCGUGCAAAAGGAGAAACGCUGCUGGCGGACAUCCAGGUCCGGAGAGGUGCGGGAGCGCUGCAGUCAACGCGCCGUGUUGGACCUGUCAUUUCGGGCCGCAUCUACCGCUUCUUUGUGGCGAUGGACCAGAAUGCCUACUUUGAUUGA
This is a messenger RNA of Rhipicephalus microplus (southern cattle tick), 1872 nucleotides long. RefSeq names its product Methyl methanesulfonate sensitivity 4 (gene mms4). The record is from RefSeq and is a predicted model, not a curated record. Lineage: Eukaryota; Metazoa; Arthropoda; Arachnida; Ixodida; Ixodidae. Gene Ontology annotation, cellular component: nucleus; Holliday junction resolvase complex. Gene Ontology annotation, biological process: mitotic intra-S DNA damage checkpoint signaling; resolution of meiotic recombination intermediates; replication fork processing. Gene Ontology annotation, molecular function: DNA binding; crossover junction DNA endonuclease activity.